Ceratosolen solmsi marchali is the source of this 3517-nucleotide messenger RNA. RefSeq names its product phosphatidylinositol 3-kinase 92E (gene Pi3K92E). The transcript is spliced from 3 exons. The record is from RefSeq and is a predicted model, not a curated record. Gene Ontology annotation, biological process: phosphatidylinositol-3-phosphate biosynthetic process; phosphatidylinositol-mediated signaling; phosphatidylinositol 3-kinase/protein kinase B signal transduction. NCBI's taxonomy places the organism in Eukaryota, Metazoa, Arthropoda, Insecta, Hymenoptera, Agaonidae. Gene Ontology annotation, molecular function: 1-phosphatidylinositol-4-phosphate 3-kinase activity; 1-phosphatidylinositol-3-kinase activity. The coding region runs from base 202 to 3462 and encodes 1086 amino acids. Gene Ontology annotation, cellular component: cytoplasm; phosphatidylinositol 3-kinase complex; plasma membrane.
GAAUAUGAAAAAGAAAAAGAAGCGAAAGAGAGAUUUAGAAUACUUUAAAAUCAAUCAUUUAUGAUAAAUAUUGCAGGAGUGUGCAAUGUUUUUACAAGGUACUAUAAAAUCGACAAUUACAAAGAAGUUCUUAUAAAUUUAUUGUGAUGUAAGAAUGAAGCAUUGUUACCCGCAGAAAUUGAUUAGAAAUUAGUCACUGAAAUGUUAGAAAUUCAAUAUUUUGACGUGACAAAAAAAAAAAUGGAUAAUAUUCCAAAUAUGUAUACAUACAAUUUUUGGACAAAAACGCCAACAGAGGUUGUUGAAUUAACAUGUUUAAUGCCAAAUGGUGUUGUUAUUCCAUUUGAAAGUAAUCGUAACAUAACAUUGGCUGAUAUCAAAGAAGAUCUUUGGGAUGAAGCCAGUAAAUAUCCUCUGCAUGGAAUAUUGAAGGAUUCACAAUCUUACGUAUUUCUGUGUAUUAAUUCUAAUGCUGAAUCAGAAGAAUUAAGAGAUGAAAGUCGGCGCUUAUGCGACAUAAAGCCUUUCUGUUCGGUACUUAAAAUUGUUGAAAAAGAAGAUAUUAAAGUUGAUAGAAAUUUAGAUUCCCAAAUUGGUCUUCUUAUUGGUAAGGGUUUACAUGAAUUUAUUGCUUUAAAAAAUUCAGAGGUUAACGAUUUUCGAUGGAAAAUGAGAUUAUUGGGUGAUGAAAUAGCUUUAGGUCGGCAAAAAAAAUCUUGGACUGAAAAAGUACUUUAUCAAUUUCCAUCCAGAUUUGCCUCAUCACCUAAUAUUCCAAAAAAUAUAGAAUCGCGUUUAAAAGAUAACAAUAUAGUAAUUGUAAUUAAAUUUGAAAACGCAGAUACCUCGUAUACUUUUUUAGUAUCACAUACAACAACUCCUCGACAACUUGUUGUAUUAGCGUUAAAUAAACGCGCUAAUACUUUGACUUUGCGUGACGAACGACCUAGGGAUUUCACACUUAAAGUUUGUGGACAAGAAGAAUAUCUGUUAAGUGACUUACCACUUAUUCAGUUCAGCUACAUUCAAGAUUGUAUCGCUAAAGAUAUUAUUCCAACUCUUGUUGCUAUUAGCAUAAACAAUAUUUCUAUUUACAAAGAUCAUGAUUAUGAAGAUCCUGAUUCGGACAUUUUAAGUCGUGGUACUAGACCAUCAUUUUCAACAUUAACAUUGAGAAAAAAGGGCAAAUAUACAUAUUCGUGGAAUAUAGAAGAUGAAUUUAAAUUUAAUGUUAAUGGUAUUUCACGUCUUAAUUGUGAAGCUGCUCAUCGAACCGUAGAAGUUGGUUUACUAGCUGGUUUAUUUCACGGUGGAAAAUCUCUUUGUGAAAGUCAAAGAACAAAAGAUAUUGUUAUACAAUCUGAUGGAAGUUGCGAAUGGGAAGAGGUUCUCAGAUUUGACAUAAAAAUUCGAGAUAUUCCAAGAAAUACGAGAUUAUGUUGCGUUCUUUGUGAGAUUGGUAAAACGUCAAAAGGUAUCAAAAGUCGAAAACUCGUAAAAGAUUCUAAACAAGAAUACUUUAUAAAUCCAUUGUGUUGGGCCAAUACAACAAUUUAUGAUUUUAAAAGUCAAUUAAAAACUGGGGCUAUGACACUUUAUACUUGGGCAUAUGCUGAAGAUAUUCAAAAUGAAGAUUUACUUCAUCCCUUAGGCACAGUGGUUUCAAAUCCACAUAUAGAUCGAGCAGCUGCACUUAUGUUAACUUUUCCCACGUAUACUAAAGAUCAAAUAAUUCUGUAUCCAUCUCCUGAAAAAAUGGUUGAAUUUGCAACAAAACUUUGUGAAUCUAGAGAAAAUUCAGCUGAAUUUGAUCCUACUAUCAUUUCUAGUUCCGAUUUACAACAAUAUAUCGAUCAACUUCAAUUAUUAGCUGAUCGAGAUCCAUUACAUGAAUUGCAUGAACAAGAACGGAAAACUAUUUGGUCUUUGAGACAGCAGUGUAUUACUAAAGUUCCGACAAUAUUAACAAAACUUUUACAAUGUGUUGAGUGGAAUGAUCAUAAAGAAGUUGCAGAAGCGACUUCUUUAGUACUACGUUGGCCUAAGUUGCCAGUUGAAAGAGCUUUAGAAUUACUAGAUUAUGCUUAUGCUGAUCAAACUGUACGUAGUUUUGCAGUAAAGUGCUUAAAAGAUGUCAGCGAUGAAGAUCUAAGUCUCUUUUUAUUGCAACUUGUUCAAGCGCUUAAGCAUGAAAAUUAUUUAUCAUGCGAGUUAACAGAAUUUUUGUUACGACGCGCAUUGAAUAAUCAACGAAUAGGACAUUUUCUAUUUUGGCAUUUGCGAUCAGAAAUGCACGUUGGUUCUGUAUCUGUACGUUUUGGUUUAAUUUUGGAAGCCUAUUGUCGUGGUAGUCAAGAACAUAUGAGAGCUCUUUUUAAACAAAUGGAAUGUUUAGAUAAACUUGGAAGUGCUUGUGAUCAAGUAAAACAACGGAAAGACAGAAAAAUUGCACAACAGUGUUUACAUGAUUAUAUCAAAGAAGCACACUGUCGAGAAGCUUUUUUUAAUGUUAUGAGUCCACUAAAUCCAAGUUUUAGAUGGAGUAGUAUAAAGGUCGAUAAAUGUAGAGUUAUGGAUAGUAAAAUGAAACCACUUUGCUUAGCUUUUCAAAAUGUUGAUCCAUAUGGAGAUGAUGUAUAUUUAAUUUUUAAACAUGGAGAUGAUCUUCGACAGGAUAUGUUAACAUUACAAAUGCUACGUAUUAUGGAUAAACUGUGGAAAAAUGAAGAUUUAGAUCUGCGUAUGAAUCCGUAUGGAUGUAUAUCUACAGAUAAUCGAGUUGGUCUGAUUGAAGUCAUUUUAAAUGCAGAAACCAUCGCCAAUAUUCAAAAAGAAAAAGGAACCUUUCCAGCUACUGCAGCAUUUAGAAGAGGCUCGUUACUUGCAUGGUUAAAAGAUCAUAAUCAUACAGAAAAGACUUUAAACAAAGCAAUUGAAGAAUUUACACUGAGUUGUGCUGGUUACUGUGUCGCCACAUAUGUUCUCGGAAUUGCAGAUCGUCAUUCGGAUAAUAUAAUGGUUAAAAAAACAGGGCAAUUAUUUCACGUGGAUUUUGGCCAUAUAUUAGGCCAUUUUAAAGAAAAAUUUGGAAUUCGUAGAGAAAGAGUGCCAUUUGUGUUAACAAAUGAUUUUGUUCAUGUAAUUAAUAAAGGUCAAACAAAAAAAGGGCAAGCUUUAGAAUUUCAAAGAUUUCAAAAUUAUUGUGAGCAAGCUUUUUUAGUGCUAAGAAAACAUGGCAGUCUUAUUUUAUCUUUAUUCGCUAUGAUGAUUUCUACAGGCUUGCCAGAGUUAUCAUCAGAAAAAGAUCUUAAUUAUUUAAGAGAUACACUUGUCCUUGAAAUGUCAGAAAUAGAAGCUCAAAAACAUUUUCGAAGUAAGUUCGAUGAAGCUCUUUGUAAUUCAUGGAAAACUUCUUUAAAUUGGGCAUCUCAUAACAUGGCUAAAAGUAACAAGACUAUUUAAAAAUAGUAUUCCAGUUUGUACAAAGCAAUGUAAUAAUAAAAUUUUAGUUAUAUAU